AUGGCUGUGUUUAGAGUGGAAAAUACUAAUGUGAAUGCUCCUCAAGUGAAUAAAAACGAUGAAAUAACGCUCUACCAAAUUGGUCGGUACAUCAGCUCCAAUGAAGCUGCUUGGCGUAUCUUUGGUUUUCCAAUUCAUGAACGGGAUCCAGCAGUUGUUCAGUUAGCCAUCCAUCUUGAAAACGGUCAGCGUGUAUUUUUCACGAACGAGACAGCGAUUGAUCGUGCAAUAAAUCCACCUAAAACUACACUCACUGCAUUUUUUGAAUUGUGUAAUCGUGCGGAUGAUUUUGGUGCCUUUGCACGAACAUUACUCUAUUCACAAGUACCACGCUAUUUCACAUGGACUCAAACAAAAACAUGGAUGCCCCGCAAGCAAGACUCACCAGUUGCUGAAUGUCUCAAUUUAUUUAAAUCAAACGCCUUGGGGCGAUUAUUUACAGUCAAUCCAAGACACACGGAGUGCUUUUAUCUUCGACUGUUGUUGGUUAAUGUUACUGGCCCAUUAUCAUUUCAAGAUAUUCGUAUAGUGAAUGGGCAACAAUAUCCAACGUAUAAAGAUGCAUGCCUUGUACUCGGCUUGCUGGAAGACGACAACCAGUGGGAAUGCAUGCUUGCUGAAGCUGCAUUGAACUGUACAGCAAUACAAAUUCGUCUACUAUUCGCUAUAGUGUUGACUACAUGUUUCCCAGCCCGAGCACAGAUAUUAUGGGAAAAUCACAAAGAUUCAAUGACUGAUGAUAUAUUGCAUCAACAUCGUAUACGGUGCCACGAUCUAACCAUAACAUUCAGCGACGAAAUGUACAAUGAAGCAUUGAUUGCUAUUGAGGAUCUUUGCAUUAUCAUUGCCAACUUACCACUUAGUAAUUUCGGUAUGAAUUCGCCAAAUCGAACUGCAUCUGAUUUAAUUAAUACUGAAAUGAAUCGUGAACUGCAGUACAGUACUGUAGAAAUGGCAGCGAUUGUUGCCAGCAAUGUCCCACUAAUGAAUGAGGAACAAAGAACCAUUUAUGAUCGCAUUAUGCUCGCAGUUUCAGCUGGACAAGGUGGAUUCUUCUUUUUGGAUGCACCGGGUGGAACUGGCAAAACAUUCGUUAUUUCGCUAAUUCUUGCUGAAAUACGAUCAAAUAAUGGCAUCGCAUUGGCCGUUGCAUCAUCGGGCAUUGCAGCAACUUUAUUGGAUGGAGGUAGAACAGCUCAUUCAGUAUUUAAGCUGCCACUAAAUAUCCAGAAUAACCCUGACGCAGUAUGCAACAUUAAGAAACAAUCGUCCAUGGCCACAGUGCUAAAACGGUGUAAAAUUAUUAUUUGGGAUGAAUGUACUAUGGCACACAAACAUUCACUUGAGGCGUUGAACAGGACAUUGAAAGAUAUUAAAAACAGUGACAAACUAUUUGGCGGAACUCUGUUGGUCCUUUCAGGUGAUUUCAGACAAACACUUCCAGUCAUUCCACGUUCAACAUACGCUGAUGAGAUCAACGCUUGCUUAAAAUCAUCUCCAUUGUGGAGUAAUGUUGAAAAAUUACAGCUAAAAAAAAAUAUGCGCGUUCAAAUGCUUCAAGAUCCAUCCGCUGAAACAUUUUCAAAACAACUCUUAGAUAUCGGUGAUGGAAAAGUUGCUAUAGAUGAAACUGGAUACGUAAAAUUACCGACCGAUUUCUGCACAAUCGCUGAUUCGCAAGAUACUCUCAUUGAACAAAUAUUUCCCGAUAUACACACACAGUACAUAAAUCAUGAGUGGCUUGCAGAAAGAGCGAUUUUAGCGGCAAAAAAUGUAGACGUUGACAAUUUAAAUCUGAAGAUACAAAUGUUGUUGCCAGGGAACUUGGUAUCAUAUAAAUCCAUUGAUACAGUUUGCGACGACAGCGAAGCAGUAAAUUUUCCCACAGAGUUUUUGAACUCACUGGAUUUGCCAGGCAUGCCACCGCAUAAUUUACAAUUAAAGAUGUGCCAAUUCAAUUCAAACGUAUUCAGUUUCCAAUUAGAUUGGCAUUUGCAAUGA
Molecule: messenger RNA, 2001 nt
Organism: Bactrocera dorsalis (oriental fruit fly)
Lineage: Eukaryota; Metazoa; Arthropoda; Insecta; Diptera; Tephritidae
Exons: 2
Coding region: 1-2001 (666 amino acids)
Biological process (GO): telomere maintenance; DNA repair
Molecular function (GO): DNA helicase activity
Source: RefSeq, a predicted model, not a curated record